This is a messenger RNA of Stegodyphus dumicola, 14304 nucleotides long. RefSeq lists its product as uncharacterized. The record is from RefSeq and is a predicted model, not a curated record. Gene Ontology annotation, biological process: positive regulation of transcription by RNA polymerase II. Gene Ontology annotation, cellular component: RNA polymerase II transcription regulator complex. Lineage: Eukaryota; Metazoa; Arthropoda; Arachnida; Araneae; Eresidae. Gene Ontology annotation, molecular function: DNA-binding transcription factor activity; protein dimerization activity.
UUAAGACAUAUGUGAUAAUCUGAUACUGUAUGCCUUAAAUAAUGUACUUUUAAUUUCAUUCGUGUGCCAUGUAUAAAUUUAGUCAUAAAACAUAAUAAAAUAAUCAUUAAGUAAUAUCUUCUCUUUAAUAAAUUUAUUAAAGUUUAUUUUAAAAUUUAUAACUCGACAGUUUUUUUAUUACGCCCUUUGUGCAUUAAUUCAUAAAUAAUAUGAUUUCUUUCCAACAAAUGCACUUAUUUUACUGUAAACAUGACAUUACUCAGACUACUGAAAAUAUCAUUAUUAAAUUUACAGAAGAAAAGUGUUUGGAAUACAAGUUCUCUUAUAACUGACAUUUUACCCUGCGAUGAAAUAGUGAAUAAAUAUUCCAAACUUUUUAUCCGAAGCCUUUUCUUAUAUUUUUCAACAUAUUCUUCAUAAACAGUAACCUUGGAAAUGUAGAAAUAUUGUAUAGAAGAAUAUAUAGAAGCAGAACAGAAGUGAGAAAAAUAACAUGCUCAGAAAGAAGGAAGAAAGAACGUUUUAUGUAAGGAGAUAUUUGAUUGAUUUACUGCAAACAUUAUUUAUAACAUAUUUCAUCAGACAAACCAAAUUUGACCAAAAAGGAAUGAAGUAUUUUGUAUGAAGAUGUCAGAGACAAGCCAACCGAGUUCUGAGAAUGAGAAGAGUAAGAGUAAGAGACCAAGGGGGCCUCGCAAAAGACAAGUUCAUAAUGAAGUGGAGAGACGACGUAAGGAUAAAAUCAAUGGUUGGAUAUCUAAAAUUGCAGAGCUUCUUCCAAGUAAAGAGUUGCAUAAACAAAGUAAAAUCAGCAUUCUAGAGCAAACAGUAGAUUAUAUAAAGCUUUUAGCUGCUGAAAGAGAUAAACUUCUGUCUGAAAAUCGUUCAGAAGUUCAAGAGGAAGAAGUAAAGAAAUUAAAAAGAGACCUUAAAGUUAUUCAGGAACAAAAUGCUGUGUAUGAAAAGUUGUUGCAACAAGCUAAUAUUAGUGUAAAUUCAUUACCAAAGAAGGUUUUGAAGUACAGCGGGAAAUUUGAAAAGAAAAAUGGUAUUUUGUCUGUAAAAAAUACAGAGUCAAACACAUGUACCAGAAUUGACAGUGCAAUUCAAGUAAGCUCCGAUUUAAUUUUAAACAUUCCAAACACAAAUUGCACUGUUUCUAAUGACACUUUAAAACCUUCUGAAACUCCUGUGAGCAAAGUUGCAAAACCUUCUGCCAAAAAUAUGCAAAAUGGGACAAAAGUGCAAAAGAUUGCUCCUGUUAGUACUGUUAGCUCUGCUGUAAAAUCCUGUAUUCCAACUAGUGAUAUUAACAAUCGAGUGAGUUCUUGUGCUGUUAUUCCUCCAUUUAUUACACAAACUGUUUAUCAAGGAAACCCAAUUACUCAGGAAAAUAUCGUACCUAUUGUAAACUGUAAUGAAACUCUUAGAAAUUCAGCUUCACUGCAUGCUGGUGGUGUUACUACUGUGUUGUCACAAUUCCCUGUUAUGUCAACAACUCAUGAUUCAUCAUUCUCUAGUGUUUGUAAUAAGAAUGUGCCCACUAUUAUCAUUCCUACAGGUGGUAGCAUUUUACAACACUUUUCUGCUGCAGAGAAGCCAUCCAAUACCAUAUCUAUCAUAUGUCCAAGUACUUUGCCUAUUCUUGUGCCUCAGCAAGUCAUUAAUGUAUCAUCUAUGGCAAGAAAUGUUGGUUUACCAUCUACAGUGUUAUGUCCUGCUCCAGUCAACAGUCAUUGUUCACCAGUGGACAAAUCUGCAUUAUUAAGCUUAACUCCAAGCUCGGUUGUUCCUAUUUCAUCUAGCAUUGCAGCCAAUACUAGGAUCAUAUUACCAUCCCAAGCCACAGUGCUAAACAAUAUAUGUGACAACACUCUGACACCAAAUGCCAUAUCUGCAUUAGUAAAUCCUGUGCCACAAGUGCCAGGAGAUGCGCUUAUAGUGCCUUUUGUCCAGAAACCCUCUGUUGUUUCUUCUGUAAAUGCUCCUGUUAAAGUGAACACUUCAGUUACAAAUGCAUCACACAUUGCCAAGCUGGAUUUCCAGAGUAAAACUGAAAGUUCUAAUACUUCUUUGAUUGUAAGUGAGAAAGAAAAUUCCUCACUAUCGCCAUCAAAGGAUUUAGAAAUAAGCAAAGAAAAGGAAAUGCUUUCAUCAACCAUUUUGCCUUCGAAUAGUAGUUCUGAGAUCCACAGCUCUUCAAAAUGUACAACUGAAAGCAAAAAGGCACUUAUGAAUAGGGUAAUAAACUUGUCUUCAAAUUCACCACCAUCUUUGCAAGUGCUAUCUGCAAAUAAAAUUAUUUCAUUAGCUAAUCAGUCACAAAAGGUACGAACUAGUCUGGUAUUUCCUUUAUAUCAAAAGUCAACUUCUAAAGCAACAUCAGUGUCCUUGCAGCGAAAUAAUGACAAGUCAGAUCAUUCCCCGAACAACAUAUGCUUACAGAUAGAUACACCAGGUGUUUCUAGCAAUGUACCAAGUAAUGAGAAAGAACCAUUGAAUUAUAAUGCCAUGAAAACUGCAACACCUGGUACGAAGUUUUCAGGUGAAACUCUGAAAUCAAAUUUUUCUCUUACCGUCUUAAUGGCAGAUGGUAAUGAUAAAAUAAAUUCUAAUAUUUCUCAAAAUUUGCAGGCUUCUAAAAGUACUCAUGAAAUCCCUAUUUUACAAACAUGUGUUUCUUCUAGUAAUACAGCAAGUACUGCAACUACUUCUAUUGCUUUUCCCAGCAUUCCAGUUUCUGAAGCUAUUUUAGAUUUUGUUAAAAGAAAUAACAAUGUUUUUGACAAUACAUCACAAAACAAUGCAUCAUCGAAAGACUUCAACUCAAAUUCUGUAAUAGAGGAAGGUAGUACAUCAAAACCAAAUAAUGAGAAGAGUAUUGGUAAUAAUGAGCCUAAAUUUCUAGAUUUGAAUAAUGUGAGUGUUUCUUUAAAUGUAUCUAGUACUUCCAAUGCCUUAACAAAUUCGCUCUGUUCUGUUGCUAAUACAUCUGCAUCUAAAAAUACUGGAACCUCACUCAGCUCAUCAGACUGUUCAAAAUUAAAUCAAGGUUCAAGUUUAUGUUACAGUGAUAAUUCAACAUCUUUAAAAUGUAUUAAUUCAUUGCAGAAUGUUAUGCCACAACCCAAUCAGUCUUCUGAUCUUAACACAUCUGCACAUAUAGAUACUGUAAAUCCAGCAUUUCAUGAAAAUGGGGCAUUUGUAAUGAAUGACAGUACUUUAAAUCAAAAUAUUUUACCUUCCUUGUUCUCUAACAGCCAAAUUGUUACUCUUAAUACUCCAAUAUUUGUAUGUUCAUCUGGGCAAGAGAACACUGAAAGCGUUCUUCUAUCUCAAAAUUUACAUGUUACAAAUGAAAUUGCAACCACUGUCAAUUCAUAUAUAUUAUCUAAUCCUGCUUCAUCAUUUUCUAGUCUGAAUAAAGAUCCAGUAUUACCGAACACAUUUUCUUCUAUACCAACUUGUUCUGAUACUGCAAAAAGCUCUGCAGGGUCUGAUACUGAUGCUGCAGUUUCUGCUUCUAAUAAUACUCCUGUGGAGAAUUUAAGAAGCAAAUCUAAUGUUUUGAGUAACAUAAGAUCUAAUAAAAGUUUAAAUAGUUCUGACAGUGAAUGCUCAAAAUCUGUUUCUAAGAAAAAGGCUAAAAGUGUGGCAAAAGCUAACAGAUCAAAUGUAAAUGAUGCCAAAAAUGUAAACUGUGAAAGUAUAUCAGAAAUUAAUCCUAAUUUUGACAUCAACAAAUCACAAUCGGUUGAAAAAUCUAGUUCCUUUGUUAAAGAUGCUUCUGGUUGCAUGAGACAGGAAUCCACUAAUUUUCUUUUCACGUCUGAUAUUUUAGCUCGAGCAACUGAAUCUAUAUUUGGAAAUGAUGUCUUAGAGACCAAUCACAUCUCAAAAAGAGAUGCCAUGUGCUUUUCAGAGGAGUCAUCAAAUUUAAAUAAUUCAUCUCCUGUCUCUUCAAAAUUAGAGGAAAGUAGUUUUAAAGUACAAAAUGAUGAAGUAAGAGAUCACAUGGUUAUAGAAUCUUCUGAGAAUACUAAGAAAAGUGAUGCAGUGAAUGAUAUGCAUAACAUAACAAUAUCUACAUGUGUAGAAAAUAUUCAAGCUAAUAAUGAAAAUAUGCAUGAUAUGAAUCAGAAACAGAACAGGCCCUGCAGAAUUAGAAAAACCAAAACAUCUGUAGAGAAUGAACCACCCUCUAAGAAAUUAAAAGAAGCAUCAGAUGUUCCUAAUAAGUUUGCUAGCACUCACAGUUUUAAUAAUUCUAAGCAAUCUGAUAAUAGCUCUGAAAAGCAAAGUGAUACUGAUACUGUUGGCCAAGCAAAUAUUUCUUGUCCUGAAAAGCAAGCAUCAUCUGAAUCUAGUUCGCCUGGAGUGGACCAAUCUGGUAUCGAUUCAAUAGGAAAUUUUAACAAUCAAAUUCAUCUGUCAGAAAACAUUUGCAAAACACCUUCAUCAGUUGAUGCAAUCUUCUCAUUGACACCUAUGUUGGGUGAUAUAUUAAAAGAUGUUUCUCAUGGGAUUAAUGUUGAAUCUAGAAACAGUGGAUUUUUACCAUGUAAUGAUAACCAAACUUUGUUUCCUUCUGACAAAAAUUUUAUUUCUUUCAAUUAUGUGAAUAAUUCAAAUGAGGAAUAUUUGAGCUUGCCCAGGAUGUAUUUUCCUAUAAUACCUGAAAUUACUGCUACUCCAGUUGUACCAGCCACUAAUGUUUCUUUUGCUCAUAGUGUAUCAUUGUGUUCCACCCAAAGUGUUUCUCUUAAAACUACUGAAACUCUUUCAUCUUCUGAGUCACCUGGAAAAUCAGAUCCUAAGAAAAAAACUACAUCAUCUGAUAUUCAUAACAGCCUUCCUAAUUCUCUUAGCCAGGAAUUAAGCUCUACUAAUACACUGGCAAAGCAGUCUGAGUGCAUUUUAAAAUUUAGUGAAUCAGAGCCCCAGUUUAGCAUUGGAUCUUCUAAAGUAUCGAAUAAUGGUUCCUUACUUUUUGAUACUCAAAGUACUGAUGUUCAUGCUACAAACAUAAAUGUGACACAUUCUAACUUGAUCAUUCCUCAGAGUGAAGCUAAUUUCAAUGCACGGGACAAUUUCAUGCCUAUUGUUUCUCAUGGUGUAACCUUUUAUCCUUCUCUGUCUAGCUCAUCUAGUAUCCAAAAUUUUGUAUCUAGUUCAUCACCUGCAGUAUCUCACUCAAAUUAUCACUGCAAUAAUGCAAAUAGUAUGCCCUAUUCGGUUCAAGCAUCCAGUUCUGGAAGUAAUACCACUUCAUUCACUUCACAAUCUGCCAUGUCAAAGACAGAUUCUUUAAGCCAUUCCCUUUGCUCUCUUUUGAAAGAAACUACCAAUAUUUUAGCUGAAAACAGAACUGGAUCUACCAGUGCUGUAUCAUCACAAAGCAUCAAUUCAUCAUCAUCUGCUAAUAUUUCACAAUCAAAAUAUUCAGCUUUAUCGCUUAUAGCUGAUCAGACAUUUUCUGAACCUGUUUCAUCAUCGGCCUGUCACACUGAUUAUGGGCAGAAUUCAAUGACUUGCACAACUUCAGCAUCCGAGAUGCAAUUUGCUGCUUCAUCAUCAUGUAGCAGAAACCAAAGAUCUUCACUUUCAUACUCAGCUGAGAGUCUAAUACAAACGUCUUGUGCAAAUUCUGAGAAAAAUAAAAAUAAAAAUGCUGCUAAUUCUAGAUAUCAGCAUCGUUCUACUGAAAAGAAGAAUGAUCGUAACAGUAUGGCAAGUUUGCAUAAUAUAACAGAUACAAAUAUAUUCAUGCCUGUUUCCAAUUGUGACAUUAACAUCCAGAAUGCACCUUUGGUGCCUUUACCUCCAGUAACAUCCUUUCAUAACUUUCCAUCAAGUUACACAAUGUGUGAAAGUGUACCAUCUACUACUAUUUUUAAUUCUGUGAGUCGGUCUCAUGAUAUAGCAUUAUCACUCUCGAAUGAUAAUUUUCUUAAUCAUAUGAAUUUGACUGUUGAAUCUCAGAUGCUAAAUAAUAGACAUGAUAUGUCUUCAGCUGUUCCUAAACCUUCUAAUAGUAUCACAUUACCCUUUGAAAAUCAUGGAUCGCUUUAUAAUAAUUGUAAUUUUUUACCUCCAGUUAAACCUACUUUAGAAAAUUCUAGAGCUUCUGAAUCCAAUGCUUGUUUCCAACCUGCUUCUUUCAAUAAUAGUUAUCCUCAACAAUCUCAAAAGCCCAACUGUUGCCAUUUCUCACAUAGGACUAUUGCAACAAAUCCUGAACUUCCAGGUGAUAUGAAUUUACCUGUAGUUCCUCCAGUUGCAUCAUUUCAUACAGAGAAAAAUAAUUUCCAAGCAAACAGAUCAUCCUUACAGACUACCUUUACUCAAAGCAAUGCUAAUUAUGUAGGAAAUUUUUUUUAUAAUCCAGCAGCUAAUGCACGCGAUAUCAAUGACAUGACCAUGAAACCGUCCAAUCUCAGAACAUCUCAGGAAACAUUUGUGCCUGAAGGAGUUCGUCAGAACAUCCAUGAUCACAAUGCUGGAAUUAUUUUCAAUAACCGUAAAUCUGUAUCUUCAAGCAGAUCAAAGUCAAAAAAAGUUAAAAAUAACAGCAUUAAUGAAAGUAACAUGAAUGUUAUUCCUAAUUCUAUGGUAAACUUCUGUGGUACUCAAGAAGUGUCUUGUAGUAAGGCAAAUAUAUCCUGUGUGCCCAAUGGUUAUUUUAAGAAUAACACACAUUCUGUCAUUCCACCUCCUGGUCAGCUUUCAUGUUCCCAAAAUAAAAUAUCCGAAAGUGCAACAAAUACUGUGAUACCUGCCAAUCCAUCUUUUAAUUCUGUUUUACAUCAACAAGGAGAUACAUUUUUGAAUUUAAAUUUCCAACCUUCAAAUUUUACCAUGAGCCCAUUACCAAGACCUCCUACACAGCCUCUAUCAUGUUCUUGUAUAACAACUCCAAUAAUAAGUCAUACAUUUUCUUCAACUGCACAUCCAGUCCCAAAUUUUAAUUUAAGUAACAUUUUGCCAGACAUGGGAUGCUCUGCUAACCAAGUUUCUUUAUCUCCUGUCAAAUUUCCACCCAUGAACCAUGCCUUACCAUCAUCUUCAGCACAAUGUCAGGCAAAUCCUACUAUCACUAAUUCAGCUCAUAUUGUAUCUCAUCAAUCUUGUGCCCCUGCACUAUACCCUCCUCAUCCUCCUAUGGUGAGAAAUACACUAAAUCCAAUUUUAAGUCAUAAUCCUCAGGCGUUGAGUGACAGUCAGGUAUCACUUGUUGGUGGUAGUGGAAGUUCAAUGAUACCACAAAAUACUACAUUCUCUGCAACACAGAAUCCAACUUUUAGAAAUGUCAUUCAUUCUUUGGCCUUUCCUCGCAGUGAUCGGUAGUAUCAACUCUCCAGAAUUAUAUAUAUUGCACCAAAGUGUUUCUUGUACAAAUAUAAGAAUAUUUUACUUCUUUUCAAUUUUAUUUCAACUUGACUAUGCAAAAUAUAUCCCAAAAUGGAAGUAAUUUGAGUGUAUAUUAUGAAGCUCUCUGGAAUGUACAGGUCAAAGUUCCCAAAAAAGGCAUUUUAUGAAAACCUAUGUAAAAAAGGUAAUUAAUUAAAAGAAAGAAACUUAAUGUUUAAAUUUUCGGUUAUUUUUAUUACUUAUUUAUUCUAAUUGUUAUGCUUACUAAUAAUUUCUUGUAAGUUUGUUUUCAAUGGCAGAUAUACCUGUCUGUAUUUAUGUAUUAAUGGCUAUAUAUAACCAAUGUAAAAUUUCUUAAUUUCUAGCACUCUGAUAGUGGAGGUAUGUUUAAAAAUAAAUAUUAAAUGUAAAUUAUUUAAUGUUAAAAGUGGUUUUCUAAAGUUAGAAAUUUAUGUACUUUUUUAAUACUUUUUUUUUACUAACACAUACAUUAGUGAAACAUUUAAGUAUUUUCCCUAAAUUAAACAUUUUUUAAAAAUGCCCAGUGACUUGAUAAAAAGGAAGCAUCAUAAGAAUGACAGGAAUCUAUUUUAGUAUUUUCAUUAAAAAGUUUGUAAUUUUCUAUGAAUUGGUAAAUUUAUAUCAGUUUCAUUGUAUUUUACAUUUUUCUAUCAUUUGUAUGGAUUUUUUGGAACAUCUCUAUUGUCCAAAAAUAAAUAUAUUGGGGCACAUAUUACACAUAUUAAGUACACAAUGUUUUAAAGAAGUUUGUGGUGCUUAGGGAUUAUUAUAUUUUUUUCCAAAAGAAUAAUUGAGCAUGGUGUAAAACUACUCUUGCAUUAAAAAUCACCCCAAGAAAGCAGAUAAGGAAGUGACCCUGAAAUAUUUUUCAUUUAUAUGUACCAUCUAGUAAAUGAACUUCAUAGGGACCUUGAUAACUAGAGCUUUCAAAAGUCUUUCUUGCUAAAGUUGUUUUUAUCCUAAUCUGUGUGUUCAUGGGUUAACAAAAAAUUUGUAAUAAUAAUUUAAAUGAGCAGUUGCACUGUGAUUUAUUUCAAGAAAGAAAAAUACCUGUAUUUUCUGUUUAUUGGGAUAAACUUUGUAAUUUUAAUUUCAAAUACCGGACAAGAAAUAAAUGUGGAAGCAAAGAGAAGGGAUUUAAAAUAUUGUUUUUGUCUUUCUGUGAUUUAUUUUUAUUAGUUUAUGAGAAAUAAAUCUGAUUUUCUAGUUUAAACAAAGCAUAUUAAAACUUUGGAACAAUUAUGCCAGAAAGAAUUUUUUUUUUUUCAAACAGCAAGGGGAUUUUAGCUUUAUGUAUAGUAAAAUAACAUAAACGUCAUUGAUGAAUGUACAUUUCUUAUUUUCAUUAAUAGUGUACGAAUUUUUUUAAAAAAAUUAUAUAAAAGGAUUCAGAAUGUUAAAAACUGGAACAUACUGAGCAUGCUUCUUAAAAAGAUCAAAGAUUGAGUGAUGCAAUUUUUCAGUGUGACACUGUAUAACACAGUAGUAUUCUGGCAUUUAUUUUUGGUACGGUUCCCUAACAAUAACUGUGCAUUAUCUGAAUAUAAUUUACCAAGUUCUUGGUAUUAUUUUCAUUGAAAAAUGCUGCUAGCUUUAAAAUUAAUUUGUGAUAUUGAUUGUAAAUAUUUUAUUUUCAAAUGUGUAUUUUGUCUUCUGUUGCCUUUUCCUACUAAAAGCUUUUUAUUUAAUUAACUGAUGAUGUUGGUCAUACAAGAUUGUAUUUGUUUAACUGUGUUCUUUUAUCAAUAAAAUGCAAAUUGGGUACAUUAGGAAGACUAAUGAGAAUAAUUUAGUUUAUGACCUCUAAAAAUCUGUGUCCUAGGCCAGUAGUCGUAAAGGUGUUGGUGGUGGCUCGCAGAUUGCAUGUGGCCUACAAAUGUGUUUCAGUUUUGUAGUAGUUGCAAAUAUGGUGUUGUCAAGAUUUUAGUAAUUUGAAGUCCGAGUUUACAUAAUGUUAAUUAUCAUUAAAAACAAACAUGAAUAACAGACCAGAAAAUCUGUAAAUGGAGUUAUUUAAUUUACAGCAUGAUAUAAAUCUUAUUUAGAGAUUUGAAGAUACAGAUUUUAUUAACUUUUAUUUGUAUGUGUUAGAAAAUAAAUACUCUCAGUUAUAAAUUUUUGCAUUAAAAAUAACUUCUUUGUUUAGGAAAAUAUUUAUUGACUGUCUGUAAUGUGAUACAGGGAAAAAAAUUGUUUUUAAUUAAAUGAAUUUUAAACAUAAAAAUUAUCUGACACUGCUAGUGCUGGAACAAAAUAGAAAUAAAUCCCUUACUAAUGAAACUGACGGUUGAUAUAAAAACCAAAAUUCUUUAAUCUUUUAAAGGAAAAUUAAUUUAAAACCCAACUCGAUUGAUUCAGUGUCUGAAAAGUAAAGCAAGAUGCAUCGUCUCUGGUGCCUUUGUAUAAAAAUCGAAGCUUAUAUUUUUCACUAAUGUUUGCAAUUAAUUAAAAAAAUAUGCUAUUUUCUCAAUUAACUGUGAAAGGGCACAAAAUCUUCAUCUUUCCCAUGAGGACUUCCUUUUCAUAUCCAAAGUAAAUUUAACUCCCUCUCCCAUAUUUCCUAUUUCAUUUUAAUUAAAGCUUGUAAUAAUUUUAUAUUAAAUUAAUUAGCACCUACAUUUCAUGACACAACAUGACCAAUGAACAUAUAUAAUCCGUGAUAAAUAUAUAAUUUCUAGUUAGCACUCUCAAAGGUUAUGAACUGUAUCAAAAUUGAAAUGCCAUCAAGUGUCAAGCUGUAGUAAGAAAAUAUAAGUUUAUAUUUCUUUAUAAACAAACAUACAUAUUUUUAUAUAUGUGUUGAAAAAUUCAAUAAGUAAGAGAAAAAGACUAGGUUGUCAUUAUUUACUCUCAAGUUCUUCCCUCUUGGAAAGUUCAAAACUUGGAAACUUUCCUUAAUUUGUUUAUUUUUUAGUUUAAAUUAAAGUAAGUAAGUGAAUGAUUAAUUAAACAUGUUAGAAUUAUUUGAAAUAAAUCUCAAUCUGAAAAUUUAAUAUUUAGUGAUCGAUAUAUUUGAAUUACGAAGCAUAACCAGUAGAAAUGUCUAGGUAGUAUCAAAACUUUAGAUUUCAAUAGAAAGUGUAUAAAAAUUUGAAUUUUUUUUACUUUGCUAUAUUAUUAUUAUUUAUGUAUGUUUUGAUAAAUAUUUAGCAACUGAAAUUUAAGAUUUAUUUAAAGUAUAUUUUAUUUUGCCUAUAAAUAGAUAAAAAAUUUUCAUUUUGAUUUUAAAAAUUCUGGCCCGUUAGCUGUUUUUAGAUCAACUUAGUGCCAUUUCUUCCUUUCCUGUUGCUUCCUCAGAUCAGAAUAGUGUUCUUUCUUCCACUGUUUUCUGCCACCAAUUCUUCCCGUUCGCUGUUUGAAAAAUCACUUUGCUAUAAAGCAAACACCUGUUUUUAUUGAUUAAACAAGGUGACCCUUAAUACUUUGAUCUCGCUUAGCUUUUCUUAUAAUAUUUAUUAAAUAUUUCUUGUAGAUGAAUUAUUUAUUCUGAAUAGAAUGAUGAAUUUGAGGUGCGUUCAAGAAGCGUAUAUCUGAGUUUUAAUUAUGUUUUUGUUUUAUAAUUCCAUUUUUCUCACAUGCUUCAAAAGCAAUGGAACUAUGAUUCCACUGCUUUAAAAUAAAAAAGUGUAAGAAUUGCAUAAUUAAGAUUAGUGUACAUUAUUUAAAAGUAUUGUGAGCUCUCUGUAAAUACGACCAUUAACAGUUCUAUGGGACUUUGGAUGUUGUGGUCUUGAAGAGGUGAUGUUCACUGCCAUUUUGUAUUUUUAUUCCUAAAAAUGACUUCUUAAAGAGGUUGCCAGUACAGGAUUCACUAUAAUUAAUAAAUAAAUUAAUUUAAUCUAAGUUACCAAAAAAAAAAAGGCUCUUUAUGCUGAGAAAGAUUUAAGAGCAAUGUAAUUGUAUUUUUUCUUUCACAUUAAAUUGUUAUGAUAAUACAAUAGUACACAAAAAGCUUAAUUGUUUUUGUGUAGUUUUCAUUGUAUAUAACUGAUAUAUGUCCAUAAGCAUUCAACAGGUAUUGAAAUUUCAAUAUUUUGAUGAAUACGAGCAUAUUCGUCACAAACCAUUUUUUCCACACUGGCCCCCAAAAAAUUUUAAUACAGUAUAACAGACUUAUAAAGGGCUCCAUAUCUCAAAUAUCAAGUCUAAAUCUGGCUCUGAUCUUAGCUAUGUUAGGAAUGCGGGUAUAGUUUCCUUCUUGCAAUAUAUCAUCUUCAGAAUUUGUCAGUAAAGUUCCAUUGCAAUGAACCCAACAUUCUUUAUCAUUUUAAAUAUUCCUUUUUAAUAAUACGAGUAUAUGAUGUACAUUUGAAUAUUACAGCUUGAUGACCACGUCUGGUUUCAUUAUAUUCAGGUUUUGUUAAACCUAUGAUCAUGCUUUAAACUGAGAUGAAUGAAAAUAUUAAGAUACAAAUUGAGAAUAGUCACAUAGGAUUGAAAAUAGAAUUAAUUGCAUUUCACGCCUGUGCAUUAUCCUAAACUUACUUCACAGCAAUUGUUAUAUUGCUCAGACUGUUAGGUGUAACAAAGCCAAUUGGCAUUUAUCACAUAAUGUGGCCUAUCUCAACAAAUGGCCCUCUCGAUAACGACUUUUUGAAAAGAUGAUGAUGGAGGGAAAACUCAGCUUUCCAUUAGUAUGGGUACUGAUGAGAGGGAUGAGGGAGAGCAGUGGAUGAAACAGCACAAUUUGACCACAGGAUGAAAAGGGAAAGGAAGAACAUGAAAUUUAUUUCACACUGAGCAUUCGGCCAGCACACAAUUUGAAUUUAAGACCACUGUCUUAGACAAUUGCUUAUGUUGCCUAUGAUAGAGGCUUUGAAAGAAUUAAAAGAACCUUGAGAUGUAUAUUUACUUGAUAGCAGUGCUAAGUAACAUCCUUUUCUAGUCAUGUAAAUGUCCCCUAAUAUUACUUCAUUUCAUGUUACAAUGUUUGUGUAAAAUAUUGGCUCAAGUAACUGAUUUACUCUAUAAAUUAUAUGCUUUCUCAUUAAAUUGCAGUAUUUAUAUGUGUAUAAAAAUUAUGUAGAUUCUCAGUAAUGAACCUAAUUUUAUUCUUUUUGCUGAUUACAGCACGAUUUAUUUUCCUUUUCUUUUGAUGUAGUAACAUAUUGUUAAACAGACAUAUUUUUUGUGGAAUUUUACUUGUGUAUUAUGGAAUAUAUAUUCUAAUUUUAUAAAAUAAAGGUAUAUAUAUACAUGUAUAUUAUUCCUAGAAGAAAUGUCAUGAGUAAAAUUCUGUACUUUCAGUUCAAAGACUUUUCACAGCUGCCAACCCUCCAGUUUUUCACAACAUCUCCUAAUUUUUAAUUUUUAGUCUCUAAUAAUGAAAAUAUUUUCAAGUAUUUUUCAGCAAUAAACGAAAUUUAUCGAAUAAAUGAAACUUAAGUUAUGUAAAUUUCAUGCCUCCAUCCCUAAUAAACUUUCUUUUUAAAUUUAAUCUGAUCUGAAUUGUCUUAAUUUAUUACAGACAUUUGUAGAACUUUGUAUGAAGAUUCAAUCUAUAUUUAGUCAGUAAAUAUUUAUAUUUAAUUUUGUUUUACACCAAUAAUAUGUAAUUGUCUGGUGCAGUAUUUUACAUUUAAUAAGUGAAAAGCUAAGUUUAAUUUGUGUGCUGAAGUGCUGCAAGAGCAAAAUUUUGGUUGUAAACUUUAACAAGUUUCAAUCUCUCAUAAAUCAAUAGAUUGUCGUCAUACAUUUGUAUAUUUGGUGUAUGUUUCGUGUUGGUCUCAGAGGUAGAUUUACAGCAUUUGGGCUAUACAUUGAUGGAAAGAACUUUUUUUUUUUAAUUACUUCUGCUAAAAAAUUCAUAUAUGCAAUUUACUUAUCAUAGUUACCAGUGUGCUCAGUAAAACCUGGAAAUUCCUUGUUUUUCAUCCCAUCUCAUAGUCGAUCGCUGAAUUUCCCAGUUUUUAAUUUUUAUCUUUUACUAAAAAAUGCGUUUUUCAGCAAUAUAAUUUCACUGAAUUUCCGAAAUGUAAAUUGUAUGGUUUCAUUCCUAGCAAUUUGCUGCAUAUUUUUUUGUUAAAAUUUAUUUGAUUUGAAUUGUAGUAAUCUGUUGUAGAUAUUUGUAGAACUUCAUAUGAAGAUUCGAAUAAUGUAAAUCAGUAAACAUUCAUAUUUAAUUUUGUCUUACAUCAAUAUAUGGUCAUUACUAAGUUUAUCUACACAAUUGUAUAUAAGUUAAUUGUUUAAUUAAAUCUUCAUUUUGUUUGAAAGUUCUUUGGUUCUUUCCUUCCUUACUCAGGAUUUUCUCAGAAAGGAAAAUUGCAAAGUGAAAUUAACCAAAGAACAUAAAAUUUAAAAUAUCUAAUUAAAUGUUAAUAAAUUUUAGUUAUAAUACUAUCCUAAACAGUUGAGUGACCUGAUUCGAGCAUUAUAAAGUGAAGUUAAGUCAAAUUUGAAUUGAAGUCAAUAAAUGUUUUGACAUGAUGCGGCCGUGCAGAGUGAAAACUCUCUAAAGCUCUCAGUUUACGGCAGAAGAACCUCCCUAUUAUUCAUAUUUCUAGGUUGGCAGCUAUAACAUAAUACCCAGCAAUUAAAUUGAUUUUUAUAAAUGCAUUUGGCUUUGAAUAAGAAAUGUAAAAAAUUGUGCUUAAUUAUAAAAUAUGCAAUUGACUGAUCUUUUUAAUUAUUUGAAUGAACAGAAAAUUUAAAUGUGCAUUUAUUUUGUUACUGGUCAUGCUAAACUAUUUUGGGAAGUGUGAAUACUGAAUAUCAUGUACUUUGUCUUGUCUAAAGAAUAGCUUAACUUCAUUCAAUGUAAACUAUGCAAACUUGUAAAUAUAAGUAGUUCCACGAAGUGUACAAAUUAAAGUAUCAUAAAUGUUUGUAAAUAUGCAAAUGAAAUAUAUUUAAAAAUAAAUUUGUAUAGUGUAUACGAAUUUCAAUGAAAAUAAAUAUUUUAAUUAUGUA